GACACCGCUCGCCGCGGCGGGAAUCCCUCUGAGUGCGACGGGACCCGCCCGGGGUCAGCGGAGCCCGUGGCCGCAUUCUUGGAAAUCAGCGUGGCGUGCCACGCGUUUUCUUCCUGACCCGAAACAGUAUCAGUGUUCUCUCACUCGCUUCCGAGCUGUUCCUCUCUCUGCUGGAAUGAAAACUGCAGGAAGCCUGCCAAGUCCUGAAUAUCAAGGGUUGUGAGACAUCCUCAGAGAACACUGCACGAUGUCAACUGCAGGAGUUGCUGCUCAGGAGAUGAGAGUCCCCUUAAAAACCGGAUUUCUUCACACCAGUCAAGGCAUGGGCAGUCUGAAAACCUGCUGGGGUACUCACAGUGGAUUUGAAAAUACUUUCUUUAAUGUGGACCCUAUAUCAGUGACAUAUAAUUUAAACCCAUCAAGCGAGCAACAUUUGCCAUCCAUUGGGCACUCUUCCAACCAGGCUUCCAUGAAUGACCACAUUGCUGGAAGUUGCAUCCAAGUCCCUUCUCAGAAAUCUAGUCCACCUCCUGUAAGUCCCAAAAAUGAACAGCCAAUUUCAAGGUAUGACGACCAUCUCGUUUCUGGCUUUAGUAAACUGUCAUUAACCAUGGGCUGUGUUUCUGAAGAAACACCUCCUCACAUGCCAAUUAAAAAUGGACCAAUUCAACUUCUGUCUGCAUCUUCUAAUGAUCGCAGCUGCAGGCCACUACCCCCUCUGCCUAUAUCUGAAGACUUUUCUCCAGAUGAGGUUGACAGAGAGGUAGAAUUCCUGACUAGCUCAGAUACUGACUUUUUGUUAGAGGAUUAUGAACUUCCUUCUUUUAAAUCCAGUGCUCCAAGCCGUCGGAGCUUUAGGGGCUGUGGACAAAUCAACUAUGCGUAUUUCGAUACUCCAACAGGACCAAAAGCAGAAGAUGCCAACCCUACACCAAGCCUGAAUGUGUACAUAUCCAGUAUUUAUCCUCCCCCACAGCAGCUGCACCGACGCCUGCGAAGGUCCCACUCUGGGCCAGCUGGAUCUCUCAAUAAACCCAUAGUAAGACUAACUGGACACUUAAACAGGUCAUCUCCAACUUCUGACGAAGAUAAACCAGAGAUUCCCCCAAGGGUGCCCAUACCCCCAAGGGCUCUCAAACCAGACUACAGAAGGUGGUCAGCAGAAGUGGCUUCCAGUGCUUACAGUGAUGAAGACCGGCCUCCCAAAGUGCCCCCCCGAGAACCUUUGUCACGGAGCAAUUCCCGCACCCCCAGUCCCAAAAGCCUUCCAUCAUACCUCAAUGGGGUUAUGCCCCCCACCCAGAGCUUUGCACCUGAUCCUAAGUAUGUCAGCAGCAAAGCUCUACAAAGACAAAAUAGUGAAGGAUCUUCCAACAGGGUCCCCUGCAUUCUUCCAAUUAUUGAAAAUGGUAAGAAGGCCAGUUCAACGCACUACUAUCUGCUACCAGAGAGACCUCCGUAUUUGGACAAGUAUGAGAAAUUCUUCAGAGAAGCAGAGGAGAGGAGUUCUAACACUGAGGUUCAGUCCUGGUCUGGUGACUGCACAGCCACCUCAGCCCCAAUAAAACUGGACUCAAAACCCAGAAUGGACAUAGGUGGUCCCCUGAAACGAAAGCAUCUAUCCUACGUGGUUUCCCCUUAGUGUCUGGGAGCACAGUCUCAGCUCAGUUGGUUGGGAUGGUGCUGAACUUUAUCAUGUUACAAAGUUCUUAUGGUUCACAGAUAAUGAAGUAGGAGCAGUUUGUCCUCUGAGAACUGAAAAGUGGAUGGUAAAGUCAUCUUAUGCUGCAUAUAUUCGAUAUGUUUCUUAAGACUUUUUUUGUCUUGGUAUGUAAGCUGAAAAUCUACAAAGAUUCCACAGAAACACAGAGGGAUAGUAGUCACAGUUGGCCAGUUGUAUGCUACCUAGAUGAACAUGUUUGGUAGGCAACAUUUAAAAAAAAAAAUCCUUUUAUAUCGAUCUUUGCUUAAGAGUCACUUAUAAACCAGACAACAGACCAAGUAAUGCAGUACAGUUUUUGUAUCAGCUGUUUUCCAGAAUUUCUUUUACAUGGUAAUUCUACUGAGAACAGACUGUCCUGUUUUACUAGGAUAUGUCUGAUAAGAAGGUAAAUGUGAGAUCUGAUACCCACUUCAAGACUUGGCAGGCAUAUUGGAAGUGCAUUUUGAAAGAUUAAUCUGUCUUACAAAUUAAUUUGAUGCUAAUAGACUUUUAAAGUGAGUUAGGUUUUGUGACUUCAGUUGCUAGACACACUUGGCUCAAUUUUGCAGUUUUUCCUAGAAGAGACUUGGACCAGCUAUUGCUAAGCCUCUGCUGCUGCUCUUUUCCUGCUGGAUCCUAGAAAUGUGUGAAUGUGUCCUAGCAGCCACAGGGUUGCUAUUAGGUAGGCAGUAACAACUGUGUGCUCACCUAGAGUCUGAAAUUAUGUCUGUAUUAAAUA
This is a messenger RNA of Ficedula albicollis (Collared flycatcher), 2441 nucleotides long. RefSeq names its product ERBB receptor feedback inhibitor 1 (gene ERRFI1). Bases 248 to 1642 code for a protein of 464 amino acids. Gene Ontology annotation, biological process: regulation of keratinocyte differentiation; negative regulation of epidermal growth factor receptor signaling pathway. The transcript has 4 exons. The record is from RefSeq and is a predicted model, not a curated record. Gene Ontology annotation, cellular component: extrinsic component of cytoplasmic side of plasma membrane. Lineage: Eukaryota; Metazoa; Chordata; Aves; Passeriformes; Muscicapidae.